Messenger RNA from Elaeis guineensis (African oil palm), 3545 nucleotides. The record is from RefSeq and is a predicted model, not a curated record. NCBI's taxonomy places the organism in Eukaryota, Viridiplantae, Streptophyta, Magnoliopsida, Arecales, Arecaceae.
ACGCCUUUCCGUCGCCUCUAGGCGAUCCGCCCCUCCUUCCGGAGCACAACACGGCAACUUCUAGAAACCUUGUCCCGCCACGUAAACCAAAUAGGUGGCCUGAUAAAAACUCCAUAAAGAUGCACUCCAAUCAACGGUAGAUCCCCAGUUUCGUAGAAGCUUAUGUCCACCCGAUCUUAGAGAGAGAAAGCGGCGCUGGUAUAAAUUGGUGCUCUUCUUUAUCGCGCACUGCUUCAACCUGCCCUCCCCUCCAUCUCUCUAUCGAAUCCCAAUUAUUCUUAAAGAUCUUUUCUGGGUUGCUCAGUUUCUCUCCCAGAUCUCUCAUCUAGGGUUUGCUUUAGUCUCCAUCCUCCGAUCAGCCGUUGCCGAGCCUCAGAUCCUUAUUUCUUUGAUGAAUGGCUUCUGGGCCUCCGGUGGGCGGUGCCGGCGGAGGCGAAGGUUCCUGGGAGAAGCACCGGUGGGCGGUGGAUAGCAAGGUCUACACCCGCAAGUCCCACAACAAGAACCACCCCAAGCCUUCCGGCGGCGGCGCCGCCCAUGACCCCCCGCCUCCUGACCCCUCCUCCAAGCAAACCCUCGCCACUACCACCGACGACGUGCAUUCUUCCCUCCAGCAGCACCCUCCGGUGCCCCACCACCACCGUCCCCGCCCCGCCACUUCGGACGAGGACGCUUGCAGCCUCAACCACCGCCCUCCGCCGGACCCCUCCAAGAACCACUCCAGCUGCCGCUCCCCCAAUGGCCAGCACCGAGUCGUCACCAUCAGCGUCGCCUCCCGGCCUCGCCAUGAAGUCCGCGAGCUCCGACGGCGGCUCAUCGCGGAGCUCGAGCAGGUUCGCUCCGUCGUCAAGAGGCUCGAGGCCCACGAAUCCCAGCCUUCCACCACCGCCGCCCCGGCCUCCCAGCUCUCUGUCAACGAAGUCAUUACACCUCUCUCUUCCAAGAGAGCUGCCGCGAAUUCGGAGGCAGCAUCCACCACCGCGGCCCCGCUCCGCCGCCAGCUCGGCGUAUCGGUGCCAGAAAAUAGCGUCGAUGAGCUUUUGGAGAAAGAGAAGCGGACGCCCAAGGCCAACCAGCUGUACCGGAACUCCGAUUUCGUCCUUGGAAAGGAGAAGUUCCCGGCGCCGGGGCUUCAUGGUCACAAGAAAUCAAAGGCCAAUGGAAGCAAGAAGCACUCGACGGGAGAGAUGAACCGCGGUGCUCAAAUGCUCGACAAGAAGCUCGACGCCCAUGCCUUCAAGAGCUGCAGCGCUCUGCUCCAGAAGCUGAUGAAGCAUAAGUAUGGGUGGGUGUUCAACACGCCAGUUGACGUGAAGGGCCUCGGCCUAAAUGAUUACUACAGCAUCAUCAAGCACCCAAUGGACCUCGGCACCGUGAAGUCCCGGCUAUCCAAGAACUGGUACGGGACCCCCUCAGAGUUCGCUGAGGACGUCAGACUGACCUUCCACAAUGCCGUGACCUACAAUCCCAAGGGGCAGGAUGCCCACUUCAUGGCUGAGCAGCUCUCCCAAAUCUUCGAGCAACAGUGGCUUACUAUUGAGGCUGAGUACACCUAUCUCUCGCAUCCCCCGCGUCCGACCAUCACCACCACCAAGAAGGCUCAGCAGGUUGACAUGAGAACGACCCUCGAGAAGUUGGACUCCACUGUCCGCCCAAUGGUGGUCGAUUUGAAGCCGCACCAGGUGAAUUAUACCCGACAUGUUGGUCGGCCUCCAGCCUUGAAGAAGCCAAAGGCUAAGGACCCAAACAAGAGGGAUAUGACAUUUGACGAGAAGCAGCGGCUGAGCCAUCGUCUGCAGAGCCUGCCAUCAGAGAAGCUGGAUAACGUCGUUCAGAUUAUCGAGAAGAGAAACUCCUCUCUGAGCCAGCAUGAUGAUGAAAUUGAGGUGGAUAUUGACAGUGUGGAUGCAGACACUCUUUGGGAGCUUGAUAGAUUUGUGACCAAUUACAAAAAGAGUCUGAGUAAGAACAAGAGGAAGGCUGAGCUUGCCAAUCUAGCCAGAGCAGAGGCCGAGCACCAAACCCUGGAAAGAAUAGAGGAAAAGAUUCCUGAUGCUGUUGUCGUGGAAGUGCCCAAGGAAAGGAAGACAGGCAAAUAUAUUGAUUGCAUUUGCUUUUGGUUAUUCUAUUUGUUUCUUCAUGAGUUAUAUUCUGAUUGUGCAAAUAUUGUAAAACCAUCAGCGGAUGACAAGAAUGCAGCAUUUAUAUCUCCGGUUGGAGAGGAAAAAAAGAGGGCCAGUAGAUCAAGUAGCUCAAGCAGCUCUAGUAGUGACUCAGGAUCCUCCUCUAGUGAUUCUGAUAGUGAAAGUUCCUUGGGAUACGGAUCUGAAGCAGCGCAUUCACCUAGGACAUGUAUGGUUAAAAGCAGGUGACAUCACUCUUUCUAGCAAUAUGCUGCACUUUGUUGAAAAUGGAGGAAGCUUUCUUGAUAGUUCUCUAUCUUUAGCCCAAGGAAUUGCAUGACUCAAAUAUUUUUCCAGCCAGGAGGGGUGGGUGAAAUGCUGAAGUUGAACAGAUAUUAUUACAUGCUAAGCUGACAAUCUGCAUUGCUGAUAGAGUUUUGACAUGAUUUUGCCCCAAAAGGGAGUGACCUGUAAUAUUGGAAUUCAACUUCCCCGUGAUACUGCUCUUUUAUUUUCUUCUCUAUGCUUGUUUGAUAGUUGCAGGAAAAUUCUGAUUGUAACCUUGCGGUCAUUGGGGAAGCGAGGAUGCUGGUCUUGUCAAAAGUUCCUAUAUCAUGCAAAUAUGUAAUGUAUGAUUUGUAAUUUAUAGAUUCUGGAAGCUGGGUUUCUUUCCUGUCUCUGUUCUAUUCUCAUCAGUGUGGCUGCUUGACAGCAUGGAAAUACCAGCAGCCUCUUAAUUCAGUCAAAUGAUGGGACGAUGGCACGAUGCUCUAACAGAAUAUGUUGGAUGUAAAAUUGGGAGUCUGAAGUAUCUUUAUCAAGUUGCAAGUUCAUGCAUCCCACAAGAGGGAGAUGGAGUUUUUCUUCAAUGCCCAGAAUGAACAACCUUUAAUCUCAGCAAUGAUUGUGUAUCCUUUUGGUGUAUGUUUUCUUCUUUUCAGCAGGUAGAUGCUGCUGGCUGGUAGGUUCACUUGAUGUUAGCUUAUUAACUCCAAAUAUCAAAUUCUUCCUUAAUUUUCUUCUGAUAGGGUAAUGGUAAGCAUAUUGAUUAGUUUGGCAUCACUUUUGGACAUUCCUCACUUUUUCUUGGUAUAUAAAGGAAAUUCGUUGUGUUUUUGAUGUUAGUAGCGUAUUUCAACCAUUCAAAAUCUUUUUGUUGCAGGUUGUAUUCUAAAACCUCAGGUCGAUUCUUAAACUAAGUGUUUGGAUGGACUGAUUUGCAUGUCCUGGUAGCUGAUCGAAUAGCCAAUCGAAAAAUUGCUGGCGGGGGUUGAGAAAUGGAGAGGACAGAAAUGAAAAAUGAGAAGAGAACCUUGUAUAUGAGCCAGGCUUCGGGGACAGUUUUUAAACUAAUCUGGUUUCCUGUAUCAUGCUUCCCAAAACAAAGAAUUUAUAUGGCUGGAUAUAAAUUUACGAAAGACU